This is a messenger RNA of Podospora anserina S mat+, 1452 nucleotides long. RefSeq lists its product as uncharacterized. The transcript is spliced from 3 exons. Gene Ontology annotation, cellular component: nuclear envelope; nuclear membrane. The record is from RefSeq and is a predicted model, not a curated record. Gene Ontology annotation, biological process: nuclear envelope organization; lipid homeostasis. Lineage: Eukaryota; Fungi; Ascomycota; Sordariomycetes; Sordariales; Podosporaceae. Bases 1 to 1452 code for a protein of 483 amino acids.
AUGGACCAUCGAGGAACGGAAGGCCUCAUGGACUGGGAGCCAGAACGCAAGCAUGCUAUUGACCCCUCCAGUCCCUUCGCAGCUCUGCCCAAAAAGUUCACCCUCUCUUCAUUUGAAACACCCGUCUCACGAUUCAGCAAAGUCAGCAAUGACCCAUUCGCGAGCGCGGUGCGCAAGAGCUCACCACUCAAACAAGACCACCCGGCCCCCCCACAUGCCUCAUUCUUUUCGCCGCAGCUACAGAACAAACCAUCAGGCCCCGCGUUUCGGAAUCCAGCGUUCACCACACCGCAGAAACGCUUCGAGGAUGUACCAAUGUCCGAAGUUUCUGACGCCGAAUCAAGUCCCGCUAUGACCGACACUUCGAUUUUGCCAGCCGACACGCCAGACAUUGAACACAUCGGGAUGAAGUCCGCUGCCACCCCCUCACCCAUCAAACUGAUGUGGAACCGGAACCUGGAUCGGAAUCGAACUGCCGGAAAGGGGGAGCUCCCUAAAUCUGGAGCUCGUGAUAAGGUCAGGAAGAGGAAAAGGCUUUUCGGCGACAAAGAUGUCGGCAGUGUGAGGUCCCGCCUCGCCCACGACUUGGAUGACUCAGAUAGCGAUAUUCCAGAGAGCUCCAAGGCGCUGGUGACGAGUUCAAAACAGAAGGAUAAGAAACGAGGCUGGUUGAGCAACUUCCUCGCGACUCUGAGCGACAACCCCAAUGCGCCAGCUAUUCUGUCCAGGUGGUUGCAACUUGGGGCAAAUAUCCUUCUCAUGUGCCUUGCAUUCAUCAUUGUCUUCGAAAUGAUCAAGCAAGUCCGGUCAGAUUUAUCGCACGAGGCUGGCAAGGCUAUAGCGGCAUUGCAACAGGAGAUCAGGCAAUGUGCAGAGCAGUUCACCCAGAAUGCUUGCUCGCCCAAGGCAACUCGCGCACCUUAUAUGGAAACGGUGUGCACCCAAUGGGAAAUAUGCAUGCAACAGGACCCUCACGGCAUUGCAACCACCAAUAUCUCGGUCCGCAAGGUAGCUGAGAUCCUCAACGAGUUUGUUGGCGUUAUAUCCUACAAGACCUGGGCCUUCCUUCUUACAAUAUUCCUCGCCACCCUUCUUGCUACCAACAUGGGCUUUGGUCGUCUUCGGGACACUGGCUCGUUCCAACAUCCCCGUGCACCGGCACCUGCGCCCCCACUACAGUCACCUCCAGCUAUGGCUCCGAUGCUUCCAGUCUCGUCGGAUGGCUUUUUCUGGGCGCCUGUGGGUAUGACACCCAAGAGUGUACGGAAACAACUUCUCAGCGAAGAAACAGAGACAGAGACCGAUAGCACCCCGAUGAUGAGAGCCAUCAUGCCGCCACAAACCCCGUCAAUGAGGAGGAGUCCCAGCAAAGAGUACCGAGAUAGGGAGCGAGAAAGAGACAGAAGUCCGUCCAAGGGUUUCAGACAAAGGAGCCCCAGCAAGAACUACUGA